Lycium barbarum (goji berry) is the source of this 1230-nucleotide messenger RNA. RefSeq lists its product as uncharacterized. The transcript has 5 exons. NCBI's taxonomy places the organism in Eukaryota, Viridiplantae, Streptophyta, Magnoliopsida, Solanales, Solanaceae. The record is from RefSeq and is a predicted model, not a curated record. The coding region runs from base 1 to 1230 and encodes 409 amino acids.
AUGGGUGUUGGUGGUGGCGGCGGAGGAGGCGGUGUGGGUGGUGGUUGUGGCGGCGAAGGAGGCGAUGUGGGUGUUGGUGGUGGCAGCGGAGGAAGCGGUGUGGGUGUUAGUGGUGACGAUGGACUGUUUUUCUUCAAUAGUAAGAAUUUUGUGGAAAAACAUUGGAGGAACAUCCCUUGGUUAAGUUUGAACACUGGGUUGAAGGAAGUGGCAUGUGGAGUGUCUCCUCGUAUGUUGUCUUGGGGUCCUUCAAAGCAAGUUGAUUAUAAAGUUAUUACUGAUAAUUUCUUCCAUGCUGAAAAAAGAUUCAAGAAAUUUAUUGUCCAUGUUGUUGUCGUUGGUACGGAACAAGAGAUGCUGGAUUAUCCAGUUGCACUUAAAUUUCCUGAUGAUUCAGGCCCUUGUUCUUCCCGUGCAGUUUUGCCAUCUCAAGUUACUUCUGAGAUAGUUAAUGUAAGUUGUACUUUGCCUUUUGUCCGUUUCGAAGAAUUGGAUAAAAAUUUUGUUGGUGCAAUUAAUGUUGUGGAUAGCUUAGUUCGUGUACAUGAUGAAACAAAGUCAUGUGUAGUAGCUUCUGAAAGUGCUAAAAGAACUUGUUUAGAAAGUAGACUUGACAGUUUGAAAAGUAAAUUUGAUUAUGUGAUGCAUUGUGUUGAAAGUUUAGUUCGACUGCAUAGCGAAAAUAAAUCUUGUAAAGCUUGUGCAUCUGGUAAAAGACAACCUGAUUUGGGUUAUUCAGUGAAUGAUGAGGUGAAGUUAGAUGCACAUCUUGGAAAAGAUUUGCAGGAAUGUAUGGACAAUAUGCUUUGUAAAGCAAGGUCUACAAAAAAUGAGACGUCUCUCAUGCUCGAUAUGCUCUGUAAUGUUGUUGUUUCUUCAUCAAGUCAACUGUCUGAUAAAACUCAAACUCUUUCUCAGUUUAAAAAGGAAUUUGUGAAAGAAAAUGAAGACCGCGCAAAAAAAGAAGCACUUAAAGAAAUUGCUGCAAUUAAUAGUGCUUUUCAAUGCGGAGAUUAUGUGUUUUCUUCUAAUGAAGCAUCACAAAAUGUAAAUGAAGUAGCAACUGCUGUUGAAGAUAGUAGAAAACGUCCGAGAUGCGAAGAUGGAAACAAAGAAGAUGAUGGUUAUCCUAAUUGGUAUUUGCUUACACCAAGCAGUACUCCAGUUGAGAAACAGUUGAGUUCUGCUGUUGAAGAUAUAUACUGUACUGCAGAAGAGUUGGGAAAGUGA